GCCUAAUAUGGCUAGACAGAAGGGGAGAGAUCACGGAAUGGAAGGGUUGCAUGGGUUAUAUAUAAAUAGGCUGUGGACAGUACUGCAGCCUGAGCGAGCUUAGCCAUAGCAUCCCCUGCACUGCCUGAGACAGACCGGAGCCCAAGAAAGCUACCAUCAUGUGUGACGAUGAAGAGACUACCGCACUUGUGUGCGACAACGGCUCCGGGCUUGUGAAAGCUGGAUUCGCUGGGGAUGAUGCCCCAAGAGCAGUAUUUCCAUCUAUUGUUGGUCGUCCACGUCACCAGGGUGUCAUGGUUGGUAUGGGUCAAAAAGAUUCCUAUGUAGGUGAUGAAGCCCAGAGUAAGAGAGGUAUUCUGACACUGAAGUAUCCUAUUGAACAUGGCAUCAUCACUAACUGGGAUGACAUGGAGAAGAUCUGGCAUCACACCUUCUACAAUGAGUUGCGUGUAGCCCCAGAGGAGCACCCCACCCUGCUCACUGAGGCUCCAUUGAACCCAAAAGCCAAUCGUGAGAAGAUGACCCAAAUCAUGUUUGAGACCUUCAAUGUCCCAGCAAUGUACGUUGCAAUCCAGGCAGUGCUUUCCCUGUAUGCCUCUGGCCGUACCACUGGUAUUGUGCUAGACUCUGGUGAUGGUGUAACACACAACGUGCCAAUUUAUGAAGGUUAUGCCUUGCCACAUGCAAUUAUGCGUCUUGAUUUGGCUGGUCGUGACCUGACUGACUACCUUAUGAAGAUCCUGACAGAGCGUGGCUACUCUUUUGUCACUACUGCUGAACGUGAAAUUGUCCGUGACAUCAAGGAAAAGUUGUGCUAUGUCGCUCUUGACUUUGAAAACGAGAUGGCCACAGCUGCCUCCUCCUCAUCCCUGGAGAAGAGUUAUGAAUUACCUGAUGGACAGGUCAUCACCAUUGGCAAUGAACGUUUCCGUUGCCCAGAGACCCUCUUCCAGCCAUCAUUUAUUGGUAUGGAAUCUGCUGGUAUUCAUGAGACAACCUACAACAGCAUCAUGAAGUGCGAUAUUGACAUCAGAAAGGACUUGUAUGCCAACAAUGUCAUGUCUGGUGGUACCACCAUGUACCCAGGUAUUGCUGACCGUAUGCAGAAAGAGAUCACUGCUCUGGCUCCCAGCACUAUGAAAAUCAAGAUCAUUGCUCCACCUGAGCGUAAGUACUCUGUUUGGAUUGGUGGCUCCAUCUUGGCUUCUCUGUCUACCUUCCAGCAGAUGUGGAUCACAAAACAAGAAUAUGAUGAAGCUGGCCCAUCCAUUGUCCACCGCAAAUGCUUCUAAACAUGCUCACUUGAUCCUUGUUAAAAUCUGUCUCAGGUUGACAAUGUUCUUUGCUCUGGGCUGCACAAAAUGUACCAACAGCCAUUACUUUACAAAAAACAAUGUCUGUCAUUCUUUCCUCAUAAUUCUUUUGACUCGAAACGAUGUAAAGUGUACAUAAAUUGUAAUUUAUUUUAAGAUGUUUUGUAACUUCAAAAACAUUGAACUAAUGGAAUCAAAGAGAAAUGUCAAGGAACAAUAAAUGAGUCAUGUCCCACCUGA
Bufo bufo (common toad) is the source of this 1553-nucleotide messenger RNA. Its product is annotated as actin, alpha cardiac muscle 2. Gene Ontology annotation, biological process: skeletal muscle thin filament assembly. Gene Ontology annotation, cellular component: stress fiber; actin filament; striated muscle thin filament. The transcript is spliced from 7 exons. Bases 159 to 1292 code for a protein of 377 amino acids. Lineage: Eukaryota; Metazoa; Chordata; Amphibia; Anura; Bufonidae. The record is from RefSeq and is a predicted model, not a curated record.